AUUUCGGAAGGUUGGUAGCUUGCCAGUUUUUGAAUUUGUCAAUAUUUUUUUAGUUCAAUAUGAUUUUUUAAAUUUGUUUCAUUUAGGUCAUAAUAUAUAAAAAAUUUACAACUAUUCGCUACUCAAGAAUUUUCUAUAAUUUCAUAUAAUUACCAUGGCUCAGAUUAAAUCCAGUUCCAGUUUGUCUGAGAAACAUCAGAAGAUGAUGGAAUUCGAAGAAAAGCAUUACCAAAAUCAACACCACCUUCCUUAUUACAAUGAUGACAUGACAACCUGCCUUUAUCAUUCUGAAUUGAACGGAGAUCCUUCACUGGUUAGAGUUAAAAGGCCCACAACAAGAAGAAAUCCUAGUGAAGUACCUCCACCCUCAAAUAAUAUUGUUAAACCAAGACCACCAUUUAACAGACAAACACCAUAUCCCAAAACGGCAAAUACGGCCAAUGCCAAAAAGUCAAAUAAUAACAUUGACCAAAAAAGUCACUCAUCAUCACGCAACAGCAGUUGCUGUUCGGUGGAUAAAAAACGAAUCAUCCCUACCAGGACGCCGAGUGGUUCUGUAAGUGCCCGAAGCGAAAGCAAAAAGAACACGCCUACUAAAAAUUCCAGACGAAGCGCAUCUCUGAGUUCCAGAAGUGACAUUCAAGUAGAAACGAACGUAAUGGAUACCAAUACUGCUUCUUCGCCAACGUCGUCUCCAAAAAAGAACGGGAGAGAUAAUCGUAGAAAUAAUAAGGUGGAAGAACACGAAUAUUUACUAUUUCUUCUAAGAGUAACUGAAGAUAUAAUAAUGAAUAAUUAUUAUGCAAAUGAAGAUAUAGAUCGCGUUUUCAGGGAACAUAUGGAUAUCAACAAAGACAGGCUCAUGAAAGAGAAGAUGGAGCAACAUCUAGCGAGACUGGCAGACGAGUUGCAUAUAAACGAUGUACAAACGAUGAAUUUCGAAACUGAAAAGUGUACACCUCUGUCAAAACCCGCUUAUACAAAUAUCCAAACACUCAAAACGUGCCAAUGCGAAUGCGCGCCCGACGUACCUCUAGACAUGUAUCUGUAUCCUACAGAGGAGUAUAACUACUACAAUCAAUCCUACAAGAACAAUUUGGAUGAAAUCAUUUAUUACAGGCACAGUUUAGGUAGAUUAACGGAAUAUACUGAACCAACAAAUUCGUCUACGACAGUGACCAAAGCGAUUUCUUCCUGUCCCACGAAAUCGAACAAUAUGCUUUUGGAAAAUGCUGAGUUGGACGAUUCCAAACUUAAAAUUUACGAUACCAGAUCCGAAGUUUUCAACAUAAAGCGAAAUGAAAGUGAAGAUAGUCUCUGCCCUUCCAAAUUCUUACGAACUGCCAUAAGCGAGAACAUUGUAUAUCAAAAUGAUAUCAAUGAAAAUGCAGGAAGCCAUUUAAACAAAGACAGGCUUUCAAACAAGGUUACGAUCAGAGAAAAAUUAUUACGAUUAAAUAAGGAUCAAAAUAUAGGCGUUAUUGAAGAAGAUAGAAAUGUCUGCGACGAAGACAAAGAUGGUGAACAAGAAAAGGUUUCGAACGUCGAUGAAAUCACUCAAAAUAUGGACAAAUUCAAAUGUUUCAAGUCUACGUCGGAAAUCUCGAAGAAAACCGAUUCCAUUACAGAUAUAAGCAUUAUAUGCGACGAUAGCAUAGAAAAAAUCAAUGAAGGAAUUAAUAAAAGUAACGUGAAUACCGAUAAAGAAGAGAGCAACCUAUGUCUCAGUGAAAGCAACUCUAAAACGUACAAAAGCGAUUUCAGCAGUGAAAGUGCGGAAAAAUACGACUUGAUAGGAAAGUUCAGGACGAAAAGAAGUAAAUCUUACCAAGAAAAGAUCACUAUUACCAAUUCGGUAACCAGACAAGAAUCUACUACGACGGAAUACAGCGGGUUCGCCACCGAAGUGAAUGCAGAGAGCAGCGACAUAAAUUCGGACAAAUUCGACGAGCCUACUGAAAAAAACACUCCGCUGACGCCAAGCAGACAUCACAAUAGAAGCAAAUUCAUCCUCGAACAAGGUAACGAAGAAAUCAGCGACAAAGAAAUCGGCGAUUUCGAUACGGGAUGCAAAAACUCUGAUUCGGAUAAAAAUAUAGCGGAAAGGGGCGAUUUUAAAUCGGAAAAAUCCGAUGUAUUCACAGAAAAGUACGAAAAUAAAGUAAUCAACGAUUGUACAACGCAAAAAGUUGACAAGUGUUCAAUCACGGAUUUCCGUUUGGAACAACUCAACGUAUCCACAGACGUGCGCAAUUGCGAAAUGCGAUUGAAUCUCGAUUUCGCUAAAGAUUCGAUCGAAAGCAUGAUCCCCAGUCCGUACUUAGAGACUUCGAAGUCCAAAGAAACUAAACUACCUCUAGAGAUGGAUUUCACCAUACACGAUUCCAAAGAAUUCAAAAGUUACACUGUGAUUCCCUCGCAACCGAGAGAAAUCGAUAAGUCUGUACAAACUUCCUGUUCGAAAUUGUGCGCAACAGAGAAACCGGAAACCCAAAAUAAAAGCGUUCAAAUGUCGUGUACGUAUUCGUCGAUAGCGUGUUGUACCGAAGACGACAACGAUGUCCAUGCCAGCAAUAGUGAUUACAUUUUAAUUACAAGUCCAGUGUAUAUAUUAAAAAGCGCGCUAAACUCCCAUACCAAAAUAAUCAUCAAAAAAGAUAAGUUUAUAGAGUCUGAACAAGAGAUCGAUCACCUAGAAGAUAUAGAAAAACGGUCAGAUAUCGAUAGCGACGCGAAAUCAAUCGAUUUGAAACUUCUAGGCUCCGACUACGAUCUAUUGCCGGAACGCGACACCACAAAUAAGCCUCACCACCUAACGGUAGACACUAGUUUGUCUCACGUGCGCAUACCAUCACUCUCUUCGAUACAGGAGGACAGAUUGCUUUUGGGCAAUCUUUACGAAUUGCACGACGAUUCGAGCCGAGACAAUUUAGAACUCGGAUCCGCUACGUACAGGUGCAUAGAUACUGCCAAAGCGUUGAGCUGUGAUGACGAUAUUUUUUUACGGAAUUCCGAAGUUAAAGUGAAUCAAAAUUGGUUGUCCGAUAAGGGCGAAAUGCCGAGACCCUCUCAGAAGAAACGAGUUAAUAAAUUGAAACAUGUUCGAGCAAGUGUAAAUGUUAGUAACAGUACGUCGUCCGCAUCGUUGACUUGUUAAAUUAAUAAAAAGUACAAACUAGCA
Molecule: messenger RNA, 3181 nt
Organism: Psylliodes chrysocephalus
Lineage: Eukaryota; Metazoa; Arthropoda; Insecta; Coleoptera; Chrysomelidae
Source: the annotation of a GenBank genome assembly